AUGACCUCCAACAAAGGAGAGUCCACCACCCAAGGCAGGCUAUUCCUAACAGUGAGGGGAUGUGCAGCACAAAUGUGGUUUUUUGGCUUCUUCUUGGGUUUUGAAUAUUAUCUCUUGGCUUCAAUGGCGUAUGAUCGGUAUGUUGCCAUUUCUAACCCACUACUGUAUAGAGUCAUUAUGUCUAGGAAAGCCUGUAUACAACUCUUAGUUGGACCUUGCUUUGCUGGAAUAUUAAAUGCCACAACACAUACAGUUAUGACUUUCCAAUUAACUUUCUGCAAGUCCAAGAUCAAUCACUUUUUCUGUGAUAUCCCUGUUGUGAUAUCCCUCUCCUGCUCAGAGGCACAAAUCAACAAGAUAGUGUUAUUUAUCACGUCCUGCACAUUUGGCACCAUCGGCAGCACUUUUGUUAUUAUUUCUUACAUUUAUAUUCUUUCUGCCAUCCUGAGGAUCCGAUCUGCAGAGGGCCAGCGGAAGGCUUUUUCCACCUGUUCCACCCACCUCACAGCUGUUUCCAUCUUCUAUGGCACCCUCUUCCUUACAUACGUACGGCCCAGCAAUAGCUUUUUAGCAGACAAAGGCAAGAUGUUUUCCAUGUUGUAUACAGUGGUGAUUCCCAUGUUAAACCCACUGAUCUAUAGCAUAAGGAACAAGGAAGUACAAGAUGCUGUAGGCAGAGUGAUCAGGAGAAAGGGACUUUUAUGA
Molecule: messenger RNA, 705 nt
Organism: Python bivittatus (Burmese python)
Lineage: Eukaryota; Metazoa; Chordata; Lepidosauria; Squamata; Pythonidae
Product: olfactory receptor 5G9-like
Biological process (GO): G protein-coupled receptor signaling pathway
Cellular component (GO): membrane
Molecular function (GO): olfactory receptor activity; G protein-coupled receptor activity
Source: RefSeq, a predicted model, not a curated record